UCGAAAUUUUUAAUAUAGUUUAACGAAUAUAUUUAAACCGUUUAAGACACCGAAAUAUUAAUAAAAUUAAUUUAGAAAUCAAAAAAAAAAAAAGGUUAAAUAAAAUAAAAUGAAAUCUUUAAUAGCCAUCAGUUUAGUGAUUACAGUUAUGUGUCUGGCAGUUUUCGUUGGGCAGAUCUCUGCGACCAGUGAACCCGUUUGCUCUUAUGUCAAUUCGCAAGGUGAACGAGUAUUUUUAAAGUAUUUCCCCUUAUCUAAGAAGGGCGAGGAUUAUGUGGAUUUCGAUAGUAGCGGUAAAUGCUUGAAACGUGCUGUCUGCAAUGAAAAAUAUGAGACCAAAGUCGAAAAUUGCGCCGAGUACACCGUUAAUUGUGAAAAUAAAAGUCACUAUAAUGGCGUUUUUCCCGCUUGCUGUGCAAAAUGUUAAAUUAUUCAUUACUUACGUUAUGUGUAAAAAGUUUUCUUCUUAAUAAAAUGAAUUAUUAAGAAUUUUACAUUGACUAAGCAUUAAAUUUUUAAUUCUAUGGUCCUAUGGAGACAUAUACCGUCAAGCUGUGCAAAUUGAGAAUUGAUAAAAAUGCUGCGCAUGCCCAGUUUCUUUUCUACAGAGAUUGUCGGCACUACUCACCUAAUAAGCUAUAAAGUGGAAAGGGAAAAGGGCAAGAGGGGGUGGGAGUGGUCAGGUAUUAUUAUUACGAUUCAUCAUAUAUACUUUCGGAAACCAGCAAGCAGUCUUCGGUGAUCUUUAAACUGUUACAACUGCUUCCUUAUGAAAAAUUUAUAUGAAACAUUAUGACGUUUUAUUAAUAAUAGAUAAUAAAAGGCCGGCCAUCAUUUCGAUUCAUUCACUCACUUCACACUUCACUUCAUGAUAAAACAACAUACAUCACAUAACAUAAUAGACAAUAGGCUAUUCGUGGGAGCGCUUAAAUGAGAUAAAGUUCAACAAGCAGAUCCAUGCGGUCCAUAAUUUGUUUUAAAUUAAUCUCUUCAUCAGCCAUCUUAACAGAUGACCACGAAUUCUACUUAUAACCAGUCGAUAAUAAAGAAUUGACUUUAGUUUCAACCUGAAGUUGUUAGAAUGAGACGAGAGAAUAAUGCAAUCCAAAUCUUCAUUGAUACCCGGGAUUUUCCCGGCAAUGGAGUUUCGUUUCUCGCAAAAUCUCUAUAGGCAUCGGGUGUCGUCUGCGUGCAGCCUUCCUUACCGCGCAGUCAGCUACUCAGGAGGUUUAGCACACAACCAGUAGGUUGUAGAAAAGCUAAAGAUAGUGUAGUGUGAUGGGGGCCUGGCGUGAGCUGGAUUGAUUACUUCUUCUAGUACAUUAAAUCCAAGAGGGAGACUAGUCGGGGUGACUUCCCCGGAAAAUCCCAAAUGCAUGUGUGACGUUAAUUCUAAAGCAUGCUAUGAACUAUGGAAUCUACGCAGGUCAGGCGAUUGAUGCUUGCCAAGAUCCUUCGGGGCGAUGCUUGCAAAAUGAUGCAGAAUGAUAUGUCCAAUCCCGAUUUGAACGCUGCGCGUUAAUUCAUGUGUGAGACUUGACCGCUUGAGUGCGACCCUUCGGGAAGUACUCGUGGUGGCUGUGGUUAUGCCUAAAUGCGACGGCUUGAUACGCCUCGCCUUGUCCAGAGGAGAAGAUUUGGGCCAUACCCGAACUUUUAAUUAGUGCUUGGAAUAGGCCCUCUCUCCUGCAGGAUUUUCUUGCCAGGCUGAUGGGUGCCCAAUUUAACUAUAUUAAUUGCCAGUGGUGUUAGGGAACUCGUCUCAUUAAGGCUUCGCGCCAGGUGCAGACGUUAAAUAUCGAUAUAAUUUGAUACGCGUGGGACCACAAUAUCCGCUAUUCCGCGCAGUCGCGGAGGAUAGAUCUAUGCAUCAUCAGUAAAUAGGUUAAUGCGGCAGUUAUGACCCAAUGCAACGAAAUCAUUAAUAAAGAUAUUAAAU
Molecule: messenger RNA, 1939 nt
Organism: Glossina fuscipes
Lineage: Eukaryota; Metazoa; Arthropoda; Insecta; Diptera; Glossinidae
Exons: 3
Coding region: 110-427 (105 amino acids)
Source: RefSeq, a predicted model, not a curated record